Messenger RNA from Emiliania huxleyi CCMP1516, 306 nucleotides. RefSeq lists its product as hypothetical. NCBI's taxonomy places the organism in Eukaryota, Haptophyta, Isochrysidales, Noelaerhabdaceae. The transcript is spliced from 2 exons. Bases 1 to 306 code for a protein of 101 amino acids. The record is from RefSeq and is a predicted model, not a curated record.
AUGCUCUCUCCGCUCCGCGCAGCCGCCGCGCGCGCCGUCGGACACGGCGGCUUCCAAGAGGCGGAGGCUGCCACCCGCUUCGUGAAGGCUGUCUUCCCGGACGCGCAGGUGGACGCUGUGCAGAUUAGAAAACGCCCGAUCCGCGUGACCAUCUCCAGCGGCGGCCGUGAGCUCGUCCGCGUCGAUCAACGAGACCUGUUCGGCAAAUACGGCUGGCCGGCUGAGAAACCAAUCACCGAGGCGCUGCUCAAGUUCAAGGCCGAUGAGACGGCGGGCCCUACCGCUGCGGCCGUGGCUGCAGAGUAG